Messenger RNA from Amphibalanus amphitrite, 2394 nucleotides. RefSeq lists its product as uncharacterized. The transcript is spliced from 2 exons. Lineage: Eukaryota; Metazoa; Arthropoda; Thecostraca; Balanomorpha; Balanidae. The record is from RefSeq and is a predicted model, not a curated record. Bases 1 to 2394 code for a protein of 797 amino acids. Gene Ontology annotation, biological process: DNA integration. Gene Ontology annotation, molecular function: nucleic acid binding.
AUGAACAUCGACAUGAGGGAGCCCAACAAAGCCAUCCGGAGAACGCCGCGACAUGUGACAACCGUCGCCGAGAUGCGCCAUAUGUUGGAAGGAGCGAGAGUCUUCUCGGAACUGGACAUGAGCCACGGUUUUCACCAGCUGGCUCUGGCAGAGGAGUCGAGAAAGAUGGGUGCCUUCCGCACUCACGAAGGCCUGCACCGCUUCAAGGUACUGUUCUUUGGAGCGUCGCCAGCAUCUGACAUCUUUCACGACCGCAUCAGUGCCACCCUGCGCGGAUUGACGGGAUGUACAUCUAUACACGACAACAUCCUCGUGUGGGGCAAGACCGCAGAGGAGCAUGCCACGAACCUCGACGCAUGCCUCCAGAGACUGAAAGAAAGAGGACUAACUCUGCGAAAGGAAAAGUGCACCUUCGGAUCCGAAGAAGUGAACUGGUUCGGCUGGGUCUUCUCCAAGUCCGGCAUGUCGGCCGACCCCCGCAAGGUCAAAGCGAUCAGGGAAGCGGGACCUCCACAGACCACCGACGACGUACGCAGCUUCCUUCAAGCUUGCCAGUACAAUGCGCGCUUCAUGUUCAACUCUGAACAAGCGUACGCUCAGCUGACCAAACCCUUGCGAGAACUCACAAGAAAGCACGCCAGGUUCAUCUGGAGCAAGGAGUGCGAACAGGCGUACCAAGCCAUCUUGAAAGCAAUGACAAGUGAGACGGCCUUGCGGCCGUUCGACCCCCAGCUGCCCACCAAGCUCGUCACAGACGCGGGACCAGAUGGCAUCGCCGCCAGCCUUUUCCAGGUCACAAGCGAUGGGACCUGGAUACCGAUCGACCACGCAAGUCGUUCACUCACGCCGUGCGAACAGAGAUACUGCCAAUUCGAAAAAGAGUCUCUGGCUCAGGCGUGGGGUAUGAACGUCCAUCGCCACUACCUGCUGGGAAUACGGUUCGACUCCGUCACGGACCACAAGCCCCUGCUCGCCGUCUACAAUGGGAAAAGGCGAGGAAAUGCUCGCGUCGAGCGGCACAAACUGCAGACCCAAGAGUUCCAGUACCAGAUGGUACACCUUCCAGGGAAGGCGAACCCAUGCGACUACGCUUCGAGACAUCCGAUGCCGCUCUCCUCGUACCACGCAGCGCAGCUGGACGACAUGAUCCUGUACCGUCAUGAUGAAAUUUGCAUCAACGCGGUCAUCUCAGAUGACACGCCGGACGCCAUCAACAUCAAGGAAGUCCAAGAAGCGACUGCGCGAGACCCGCAGAGCCAAAAGCUGAUCAAGUGCAUCCAGCAGGGCUACAUCACUAGGGACCCAGACCUCGACCCGUUCCGCCAAAUCUUCCGAGAGUUUAGCUUCAAUCGAGGAGUUCUCCUACGCGAAGACAGGCUCUACAUCCCCGCAUCUGAGCCUGAACCUGGGGCUGGGAGCCUCCGACAGCGGGUGGUUGAGCUCGCGCACGAGGGCCACCAGGGGGUUGGCCGGUGCAAAAGGCUGCUGCGAGCGCAAGUCUGGUUCCCUCAUCUGGACGCGCUCGUCGACGAGAAGAUCUCCAAGUGUCUGGCUUGUCAAGCCUCGACGUUCACUCCAACCAGAGACCCGCUAAAACCGACCCCCUUGCCUGAACGCCCAUGGCAAAGGGUGGCAGCAGACUUCUGGGGUCCUCUGUCGAGUGGAGAGCACCUCCUGGUCGUCAUCGACGAGUACAGCCGCUAUCCUGAAGUAGAGAUCACUUCUAGUACUAGCGGGCUGGCGACCAUCCCCGUCCUCGACAAGAUAUUCGCAACCCACGGCAUCCCGGAAUCAGUGAAAACGGACGGUGGCCCCCCAUUCAACGGACACGACUUCGCCAUGUACGCGCGCUGGGCUGGCUUCACGCACCGCAGGGUCAGCCCCGAAGACCCAGAGGCAAAUGGCCUUGCAGAGGCCUUUAUGAAAACCAUAAAGAAAACAUGGCAUACGUCCCGCAUCGAAGGGAAAAAUCCCAAACAGGAGUUGUACAAACUCCUACGACAGUACCGCGCAACACCGCACCCCAGCACUGGGAAACCCCCCGCGGAACUGCUCUUCAACCGGCCGUUUCGCACCCGGCUGCUGACCGCUGAGAGGCCAACACCUGGAACACCGUAUCAUGACGUGCAGAAACACGACGCACGGGCGAAGGAUGUACAGAAGGCCUACAAGGACACCCCCAAGAACGUGCGACCUCACAACAUUCAAACAGGCGAUACGGUUCUUCUGCAGCGCCGGUCUACCAAGACGGCCUCACGCUACGACCCAGAGCCCUACAAGGUCGUCCAGAUGAAGGGAACGCAGAUCACCGCCACCCGCGGUGGAUCUACCCUCACCAGGGACUCGCAGAAGUUUAAACGGAUCGUGUGUUGGCCUCUCAGCAACGGGCUGUGA